Messenger RNA from Cooperia oncophora, 1008 nucleotides. NCBI's taxonomy places the organism in Eukaryota, Metazoa, Nematoda, Chromadorea, Rhabditida, Trichostrongylidae. The record is from the annotation of a GenBank genome assembly.
UUGUCUAGAACGCUCUCUCAGGGCUAUUUCUUUCAGCAAGGAAAACUUCAGUGCAAAUCUGAUGAGUUUAACAUACAAAUUACAUUGAAAGAUGGGCAAAGUUACACAGUCUCUCGUCCAAAAAAGAGGCCGGUUCGAGUUCUCUUUGGAAAUCAUUAUAUUGUCAACCUUCUCGGUGUUCCUGCUGCGAUAUUGGAUAAUGUGAUAUUCUGCCAUCAGGAAGAUUCGAAUUGGCCUCUCAGCGAACCGAAGGAAUUGAAAUUGAGAUUUGACCGGAUUUUCCGGUUGACUAGAUUUGUCAAGGCUAUGGAAGUCAUGAAAAAAAUGAAAAAAGAUUACCAAGGAAAACUUCAGUGCAAAUCUGAUGAGUUUAACAUACAAAUUACAUUGAAAGAUGGGCAAGUUCACAGUCUCUCGUCCAAAAUUGUCAACCUUCUCGGUGUUCCUGCUGCGAUAUUGGAUAAUGUGAUAUUCUGCCAUCAGGAAGAUUCGAAUUGGCCUCUCAGCGAACCGAAGGAAUUGAAAUUGAGAUUUGACCGGAUUUUCCGGUUGACUAGAUUUGUCAAGGCUAUGGAAGUCAUGAAAAAAAUGAAAAAAGAUUACGAAGGUCAACUGGCAGCUCUUCUCGAAAAACAGUCUUGCAAAGAGAUGGUGGUCAAGUCCAAGAUCAAGUACGUGCACCAACGAGAUUCAUGCAAUGCUUUACGUAAGGAGUCUAAAGAAAAGAUCCGUGAUUUGGAUGCCAAAAUAAAGGUGUGCACUGAGAUCAUAGAGAAAUCCAAUAAGAAACUGCUAGAAAUGGAAGAAUUGGAGAGAAAAGCAGAAAUAAAGAAGGCAGAAUUGCGAAUGUUGAGCGAGCAGCUCUGCACAAUUAAAGUUGCCCCAUAUCCGGGUACUGAAAAGGAAUUGCGUGCUGAGAUACAUGAGAAGCAGCUCAAGAAAGCCUUCUGGGGAAGCGUGCCGGUUUGGCGUGCUAAUCACACUGUAUUUUGUAAAUUGGAGUCGUAG